CUGCAAGUCCCAGACCCAGAGCCAGUAAUGAAUUAUCACAUCACAAGCAUACAACAACAGAUGGAUUCCAGUGGGUUUGGUUUGAUUGAGUUGAAAUAUCUUCCCCAACCCCAACCAUUGAAAAAGAAAAAUAAAAGAUGGCCUUGCAUGAUGAUACCAAUGCAUGUUCUUUCUCAGUUAAAAGGUGAUCAUCAUCUUCUGCAAUAAUAAUGGAGAUGAUAUGAUGUAUAAUUACACCUUAUAGACUGCCAACGUGAUUGCUUCAAUAAAUUCGUAUGCUUGCAUCAUCAUUUCCAUAGACCUCUUUUGAAGUACACUGCUGAAACAGUGGUUUGGACUUUUUUGCGUUGCCUCAAAGCUUUACUUGCUGGAUUCGGAAGAGAAAGUAUGGGACUUUCUAACUCUAAUUACUCUUCUAUCUUAUCAAGUUAGCUUGUUGUCUUAAAAUAGAUAAAAAAGCAAAGAUCUAUUCUCUGGCAUCAACAGGAGUUCAAACAGAAAGAAUCCACGUAUUUUGUUUAUGAUGAUUAUUAUUGCAGAGAAGUAGGUAUUGAGAGGUGGGGCGGAGGACAAAGAGAGGGAAGAGAUGGGCCCUGCAAAGGCUGCAACAGAUAUGAGUGCCACUGCACCAAAGACUAAUGUGUUUCCUUCCUUUUCUCUCUCUCUCUUUGUUUUUACUCUUGUGUGGUUCUUCUUUCUCUCUCUAUCUAGUGAAUGGGUCCAUUUCAUUCAUGUCCACUUCCCUGCACAAGCUUUAUUUUGCCCUUUUAACAUUCUCUUUCUUCCUUUUAGCGAGUCUCUCUGGGAAGGGUGUCUUAUUUUCCAGACUCGUUCUUGUUUUUCUUGAGCUUUAAAUCUUGUGAAAGAGAGAUAAGUAAGAGUAAGAUCAUGAAUAAUCUUGUUGAAUGUCAGUUUCUUGGGUUUUGGGUUCAUAGAAAAAUUCCCACUUCUCUGUUCAUGCAAAGAAUUUAACCCACUUUUUUGUGUUGGCUUUUUCAUUUUUGUGGUCUGAUAAAAGUGGAAUAUAUAAUGCAUACUCAACUUUUUCGCCUUGUUCUUUCUGUUAAAGAAGAAACAAAAGACAUUUAGCCACUGUUUUUCUGGUUUUUGAAAACACUCUUUUUAUGGACAAAGUGAAAGCCAAUUAUUUCAAGUGAACUUUGCCUUGCAAUGGCUUAUAUUGGGUUCUCUGGGGAAUAGCCUACCUCUUGUGUCAUCCAGAAUAGAAACAAACCAACUUUAUCUUUUGAGUGUUGCAAAUAUAUCUCUGUGACCGUGGAAAUCCAAUGAGCAUAUUCUUGACAACUCUCCACCUUUUUACUUUCUUUGUUACUAAUUAAGUUGAGUGCAGAAAUCUACAUUUUAGCUAUUGGACCUGUUGCUGAUAUCUCCUCUUCAAAUGAAUGGAAAGGUCGAUAUUUCCUUAAAACAGAUAAUCAAGGCAUAAAGAGAAUGGUCGCAAGGAAAAAUUAGUAGUUCCACACGUAAACCAGAAAGCAUAUCAGUAUGCUUAGAUCUCCCCUGAUAUUUGGUGCCUUGGUGAUAUGAGUACCCAAAAGAUUAAAGAAUGUCAGUCCUGUAGUUCAGCUGCCGCUGGCCUAAUAUACGAUUGAAGCAUAAAAAUCUUUGACUAAUAAAGAAGCUUUUAUGAGCCCAUGGAGAAUGAAAUUAUCAAUGCUCCAAUAGAUAUAGCUACCCAAAAUUCUUUUAUUAUGGAUGAAAUUACAAAUUCAGAGGUCGGAUUGGAUUCAUUUGACGUAAACAACCAAAGCCACCUACAGCAAGCAUUGGCUGGAUUUCCAUUGCUUUCAGCUUUUCAGGGAGAACCUAUUGGUGAUCCCACAACAAGCCAUUCCAGGGUUUUCAAUUGUAAUGCAUUAGUUACAUCCCUGGGCAUUGAUAACAGUGACUUUCAAGAGCAUUUUGAGAGAGGAACACCUGUUUCUUCAACUUCACUUGUUAAUCUUUUGGCAUCAAGAAGUGGUCUUCCAGAAAAUCUAAACAAUUUAGGGAUUUCAUCUGCUUCUAUCUAUCCAGAAGAUCAUAGAAGUAACAUUGCUAAUGACUUAUCCUACAGUUUAACUUCAUUUGCAACCUUGAUGAACUGUAGUUAUGAUGAAGCACUUGGCAAGAUGAAUGAUAAGGGGGAUUUUGAGAAGUCUCUUGCCCCUCCUGAGUUGUGUGGAAAAACACCUAUACGGACAGGGUUUCAACCAUUGUCAUCCAUGGGAAACCUGCAGCCCAGUAGUUGGAUUUCAAGGGGUGCACUGGUUAACACAGAUUGUCAUUAUGGUUCAUCUAAAAAUAGUAAUGAGCUUUCUUUAAGUCUUGCCACAUCCCAACCUCGUAUAAUUUCAAAUAUUAGUGAUCAGUGCUCUGAGAUAAGCUGUUCUGGUGAAACUCAUCCUUACUUGAAUGCCACAGAAUUGCGGUCAGAACAUAUGUCUCACAACUGCAAGGAGCUUUCUCUAAGUUUUGGAUCUUGUAGACCAGUGCAGUUCCCCCAAUUUAUUUCAGGAUCGAAGUAUCUUCAUGCAAUUCAGGAAAUACUUGCUGAAAUUGCAAGCUAUUCUUUAGAAAAUCUUGAUGAAAUGAGUUACUUGAUUGCUGAAGGGGUGACUGAGCCAAAAAUUCCAUUCUUUUCAAGUUCCCCCAAUGGAAGAGGGAUGCCACCAAUGGAUUGUGAUGAAAAUCCAGAUGUUGAUGGUAGCUUCAGGGCUCAACUUGAUACCUCAUUGCAGAGACAAACUAUCAAUGCCAAGAAAACACAAUUGCUGACUUUACUACAAGUGGUUGAUGAACGAUACAACCAAUGCCUCGAUGAGAUCCAUAUGGUUGUAUCUGCAUUUCAUGCUGCUACUGAAUUGGAUCCUCAGAUGCAUACUUGGUUUGCUCUUCGUACUGUCUCUUUCUUAUAUAAAAACCUGAGAGAGAGGAUCAGCAAUCAAAUCCUUGCAAUGAGUGCACCUUUUGAUGAUGAAUUCACCAAAGGGAAGAAACAAAGUUUCGAAGAUUCGUUUGUCAAGGAGCAAUGGGUUCUCCAACAGCUAAAGAAAAAAGAACAUCAAAUAUGGAGACCCCAAAGAGGGUUGCCCGAAAAAUCUGUCUCAGUUUUACGAGCAUGGAUGUUUCAAAACUUUCUUCAUCCGUACCCUAAAGAUGCAGAGAAGCAUUUGCUUGCUGUGAAAAGUGGACUCACCCGAAGCCAGGUAUCGAAUUGGUUUAUAAAUGCUCGUGUUCGAUUAUGGAAGCCGAUGAUUGAAGAAAUGUACAGAGAUAUGAACGGAAGAAAAGCUUUGAGGGAGGAGGGAGGAGGAAGGAGCAAAGAGCAGUAAUCGGAGAUAGUUAAAGUUUCAGCAGCAGAAAUUUAAUUACAGAUUCAAGUGCAAGGUAUGAGAUUUGAAUUUUACAUAUAGAAGUAUGAAAUUCUGAUGUAAGGUUUUAUAUUCUUGUCACUUGGUAUCAGGGAGCUAGAAUUUGUCUUUGAAUGGGAAAGGAACAAGUCCUUGACAUUGUUAUAAUUAUGAAGUGUACAUAUAAUGCCUAGUUAUUAUGUCUUUAGUUUGACAUAAAAAUCUCAUUAAACAAUUUUUCGAUUGUUAAAAAUUAUUUUGA
This is a messenger RNA of Mangifera indica (mango), 3615 nucleotides long. RefSeq names its product homeobox protein ATH1-like. Lineage: Eukaryota; Viridiplantae; Streptophyta; Magnoliopsida; Sapindales; Anacardiaceae. The record is from RefSeq and is a predicted model, not a curated record. The transcript is spliced from 5 exons. Gene Ontology annotation, molecular function: DNA-binding transcription factor activity, RNA polymerase II-specific; RNA polymerase II cis-regulatory region sequence-specific DNA binding. Bases 1656 to 3335 code for a protein of 559 amino acids. Gene Ontology annotation, biological process: regulation of transcription by RNA polymerase II.